Vicia villosa (hairy vetch) is the source of this 919-nucleotide messenger RNA. RefSeq lists its product as uncharacterized. The transcript has a single exon. The record is from RefSeq and is a predicted model, not a curated record. Lineage: Eukaryota; Viridiplantae; Streptophyta; Magnoliopsida; Fabales; Fabaceae. Bases 115 to 720 code for a protein of 201 amino acids.
UAAAGCUAGGUUUGCCAAACCAGAAACCCAAACCCACCUUUAGAGAAAAGAAAAACACUUUUCUUCCUUUUUUUUCUUCUCUUUCUUUCUCUCACUCUUCUCUAAGCUUAAAAAAUGGCGGCACCUUCUAGAAAAUCAAGAACCACUGUACUUCGUUCCCUUUCACCUUCACCAAGAUUCUCCAAUUCAGAACCAUCACCUACUCACUAUUCAUCCACAGCUUUCGCAUCUUCAUCCUCAAGCUUCGCCUCCCGAACCACAACCUUCUUCCGAGGCUCCACCUCUCCGACACGUGUCAGUCUAUAUAAUUCUUCACCGUCUGUAUCGUCUUCAUCGGUUCGGUUUUCGCUAGACCGUUCAAUUUCUCCGAACCGGUCUAUCUCGGCCGUACCUCGAACCGGCGGGAAGAAACAGAGUAGUAGCCAACCGAAGCGGACUUGCAUGUGUUCGCCUACGACGCAUCCCGGUUCGUUCCGGUGUAGUCUUCACAAAGGCUUCGGCUCACGCGCCGUCACCACACCGUAUUCGCAGAAUCGGUUAAACGCGCGUAGAUCAGCCAUGACGAAUUCGUUAGUGAGGAUUCGCGGCGUUGAGGGAGAUCUCGUGAAGAGAGCGCUUGCAGCGUUGAUUCGUCCUUCGUCGCAUCAGCAGAAAAGGAGAGGAGAUUUUCAUCCAAGACCGAGUAGGUUAUCUGUUAUGACUAAAGCUGAAGAAUCAUGAAGUCUCCGAUCAACAGUUAGGUUUCCGGCCACCGCUGACGGUAGCGCCAGAUCUCGCGGAAUUUGAUUCAGAUGAUUAGAUCUAACGGCUGUGCAAGCGAUUCAGAAAAUCAACGGAGGAGAAGUGAUUAUGUGCUUUUUAUCUCCUUGUUUGUGUACAUAUAGAACAUAUAUCUCUAUGAAUGGCAGCCAUUGAUGUC